AUGGCGUCGGCGCCCUUGAGCGAUCUACUAUCCGUACCCUUUGGGCCUUUCAGGGACGAAGACGUCUUGACCGACGCCUGCAAGAGCGUACCCUCCAAUGUUCUUGGCCUCCAUGAUUUCAUGCUUGAGUUUCGUGGAAAACCGAUAGGACUUACCCAAUCUGAGGCCUACCAGCCAGAGUAUCGAAAAGAAAGCGCCGAAAGGGUGCGCUUUCGGGGUGUAUUGGAGAUCAAGUCUCCCUCUUGGCUUACACUCGUAGCUCGCAAGAGCAUCGAAGAGGAGAUCCAUAGGCGAGACCGAGUCCUCGCUGAAAGAGGCGGUCGUCGGGUGCCCUCUAAGUCUCCCGACCUCGAAUGGAUCUAUAGACAGCGUGGUUAUAAUGCAAACGUUAUCAAGGUCUUGAUACAAGGCAUGAAAUACUUGCCCGCUGUUUUCUUGAUGAGUAAGGAGGUCCCAAAUGGUCUGAGAAUACACAGCAAGCAUAAUCAGCUCAUACCUCUCUUUCAGUAUCUCUCUCGAUACCGCACCCUCCGUUUACUAUCCGACCUCAUCAAGGUUCACGCGCAAACCCUCUCUUCCACCGGCGACCGCACCGCCCCACGCGAAGACCGCACCGCCGCGUGGUUUGCUGACCUUUACGAGGAGCACAUGAGCCGUUCCUACUUCGCGCGCACGCGAAGGCUCAUCUACGACUCAGGUGACUCUGACAUCGAACCCCGCAGCGGUGGAAAACUCAAGCCCGGGCAUGAGCACAUACUACGGCACAUCCCCCGCGCGGAAGUGCUCUCCCUGCUCGCUGCGAACGCCAAGUGGGUGUUGGAAGAGCAGUCCGCGCGGCAAGGUAACACUAGAUUCCUUGACAUAGAGGUGUGGAACACGUGGGUGCAAGAGUCCCGUGCGGCCAGACGAGACGCAGCCAGACAGGGCGCCAAAUGGGGCAGAGACCUUGUUGAAACCUCCAGUGACGACAGCAGCGAAGACGAACGUCCCCCACGAAUGAUGCGUAACAAGCCCAAGUCGAAGGCAUCGACCGGCUCCAAGGCCGUCGCGCGUCGUUCGCCCUCAAUCAGCGAGCGGAUGGUCGUCGAUAAUGUUGACCUGAGCGUCCUCCGCUCCUACGACCCAGACUUUUCACCGCCUUCUACGCCAGAUGCAUCCGACAGCGAAUCGGAGCAUUCUCUCCCGUCGCGCCCAUCCACACCUCCCAACCCGUCCAUCUACGCUCUCAUCCACCCUGCAUUUUUCAACCCCCCUAGGCUCCCUACGGACGACUUCACGUGGGUGUGCCCCGUCGACGACUGCCACUAUCGCAUCGCAAUGUUGAAUCUGACUGAGGGGAACUGCGCGAAACUUGACCCAGACGAUGCGCAGCGCCUCAAGGCGGGUAAUUGGCGCUUCCGAGAGAUUUGGGUGCAAGGGUGCUUUAGGUGGAUGGUCUCUUGUCACUUUGAAGAUCAUCUUGAUAAAGAAGGAAUUGUGGUGGGAGAGGAUGGACGACCGGAAUGGAAAAAUCCCCGGCAUCAUGAGAGCACCCCUUGGCCGCCCUCUCGCAUUGUACAACAAAGGGCUCGGGCGAAUCCGGUCAAGGAGGAAAGCGACUGA
Molecule: messenger RNA, 1602 nt
Organism: Postia placenta MAD-698-R-SB12
Lineage: Eukaryota; Fungi; Basidiomycota; Agaricomycetes; Polyporales; Adustoporiaceae
Exons: 6
Coding region: 1-1602 (533 amino acids)
Source: RefSeq, a predicted model, not a curated record